CUAACAACUGACAUUUAUUUCGUUUGGGGAAUGCCCUUAAUAAAUCAGACUCACAAAAAAAGGCUUGGGAAGUUCAGUCGUGCCUAUUUUUUAGUUUAGUUUUGGACUUUUCCGAGAAAGGACCAAGCAGGCAAAUAUCAUUACGAUGGCGCUCAAGUUCAAUGAGGCUCUUGAAAUGCUUAUAGAAAAUCUAUCUAAUAAUCCAACACCAGAACAUAAAAGUUAUGUGCAGGAUGCUUCCGACAUAUCCGAGAAAAUAUGCCAAGAAUUCACCAACAUCGACUCUAUUUUCAAGGGUACAAUCAGCAAUUUGGACAAGACAUAUAUGUUUUUCAAUAUUUCUUUUCCGAAAAUGGUAGAGCCGCUCCUUUGGCUUAAAAUGCCAUUUAAAGUAGAGCCUCAGCGCCUUCAUAUUCCCCAAUACAAGGUCUUUCAUCUGAAAACAUCUGUGGCACAUCCGGCAGUUGUGAAUAACUUUGUGAAGGGUGACAAGCUAGCCAAAUUGUUCUUUACGGAUUUGAGCAAAGUCAUUGGCAGAGUUUCUCAGAUCGAGUGUAAAAGCGGAAAAUCAUAUAGCAUUGAACAUGGCAUGGAUAUGGGGAAGAACUUUAUAAUUAACGCCUAUGAAGCUGGACAGGUCGUAGAGGCAAUUUCUUAUACUUUCAGUCUACAAUUCAGUUUCUUUGACCAUUCUAUUUUGUACGCAACCAACAACAAUUUAUUCUUCCAAGAAACCGAAUCGGAUAGACCAAAGAAAUUGGCAACCAUUCACAUGAUAGUCCACACAUUAUUGAUACAAUUAAAGGUGUAUUUAUCCUUGUCGAUUAAAGUUGGUGCAUACCUAUUUGAUUCUAUCAAUUGGAAAUUGGUUACCAACGCCGGUGAUACAUUGCUCGAGGUUUUAAUGAAGGUUAUUUCGAUAAUGCCAAACCCCGAGCCCAUGAAAUCGGUUUACCUGAAGUUAUUGCAGCUUAAACAAUUAGAUUCAGUCGAAAUGCCAGAACUAAAAGCUCUUUUCGGGCUGCAUUAAAUAUCCAAAUGAGGACGAUUAAAUUAAAUAAAGAACAAGCAUACAAGGAUUUUAGACACUUCGAACGUCAACAAAAAAAUAUAUUUUGGUUUAUACUUUGCGAUGAAUUUAAAUUGGCCACAUUGAAAUGGAUUACACAAAGAAUUACUCAGAGU
Drosophila gunungcola (fruit fly) is the source of this 1185-nucleotide messenger RNA. RefSeq lists its product as uncharacterized. The coding region runs from base 146 to 1030 and encodes 294 amino acids. NCBI's taxonomy places the organism in Eukaryota, Metazoa, Arthropoda, Insecta, Diptera, Drosophilidae. The transcript is spliced from 3 exons. The record is from RefSeq and is a predicted model, not a curated record.